CUUACUUACCAUUCGCCUGCAAGCAAAAGCCUUGCCUUCUCCCUCACUCCCUCGCCUCCUUUUUUUCAAGUAAAAAUUUGAUCCAACUUUCAGUUUAGAGCCCUAAAUCUUCAUUUAAAGAGAUUUUCUGCUCUGUAAUUCAACGUGGCAUUUAAGUGUCUGAGUAGGCUUCAACUCAACAACAGAUCAUCCUCAGAUUGCAGAAUUCUAGUACUUAUAUAUAAGUUCAUUAUUCUGCUGAAUUCAACAAGAGAUUAAAAAUGCUGACGUGCAUAGCUCGUUCGAAGCAACCCGGGGAUGACUCACUGAGUCAACCCGAGGACUCAGACUGCUCCAAUACGCCCAGUAUCAAACAUCAAGCUAUCAAAUCUGUCACUUCUCAGCUUAAGGACAUGGCGUUAAAGGCAUCAGGAGCUUACCGACACUGCAAUCCGUGUACGGCUCCGGGGGCUCAGAGUAGAUUCAAAACCUCGGGGGAGUCGGAUGCCGACUCGGACCGGUUCAGAUGGUCGUAUAGACGAACCGGGAGCUCGAGCUCGACGACGCCGAGGACUUGGGGGAAGGAGAUGGAAGCUAGACUCAAGGGGAUAUCGAGUGGCGAGGCGACUCCGAUAAAAUCAGUGAGUGGGCGGCGAGCUGACCCGGUUGUGUUAAUUGAAGAGAGCGAACCCAAGGAUUGGGUGGCCCAGGUGGAACCCGGUGUACUUAUUACCUUUGUUUCUCUGCCACGUGGAGGGAAUGAUCUUAAGCGAAUACGGUUCAGUCGAGACAUGUUUAACAAAUGGCAAGCUCAAAGAUGGUGGGCAGAGAACUAUGAUAAAGUCAUGGAACUUUACAAUGUUCAGAGGCUUAACCGCCAAGCUUUUCCACUUCCAACACCCCCAAGAUCUGAAGAUGAGAACUCAAAAAUGGAAUCUGUAGAAGCGAGUCCUGUUACACCACCACUUACCAGAGAACGGUUACCUCGUAACUUGUAUCGUCCAACUGGGAUGGCAAUGGGCUACUCAUCUUCGGAUUCACUCGAUCAUCAACCAAUGCAAGCACGCAAUUACAAUGACUCCAGUGGUCUCACAUCAACUCCGAAACUUUCCAGCAUUAGUGGGGCCAAGACAGAGACAUCAUCAAUGGAUGCGUCUAUAAGAAGUAGCUCAUCGAGGGAGGCAGAUCGCUCAGGAGAACUAUCCAUCAGCAAUGCUAGUGAUCUUGAGAAUGAAUGGGUAGAACAGGAUGAACCAGGGGUUUACAUCACUAUCAAAGCUUUACCGGGAGGCAAACGGGAGCUCAGACGGGUCAGAUUCAGCCGUGAAAGAUUUGGAGAGAUGCAUGCUAGAGUGUGGUGGGAAGAGAAUAGAGCAAGGAUACAUGACCAAUACUUGUGAUGGGUGACCGGUUUUUCUGCACCGGGACCGGGUGUGCAUUUCUCAAUAUUGGUUGAGUAAUACUAGUACAGUCUCUGCUAUAGAGGUGUGAAUCCUUAAUCUAAGUCCAACUUUGUGAAGUUAUGGACUUUGUAAUUGCUUGCGAUUAUGUUCUUGGAAUGCAGGUGGUGAACUCAAAAUCAAAUUUAUAUAAAUAGUUCUUUUUCCCCCUCUGCGGGUGGAUAAAGAGCAUCAAAUGUGUAAUUGGAAUUAUUGGGUUGGGCGGUCAAUACAUCAAUAUCAAUGAAAAAAGGUGUUGUCGUUUUCUU
Mangifera indica (mango) is the source of this 1687-nucleotide messenger RNA. Its product is annotated as protein Brevis radix-like 4. The record is from RefSeq and is a predicted model, not a curated record. Lineage: Eukaryota; Viridiplantae; Streptophyta; Magnoliopsida; Sapindales; Anacardiaceae. The coding region runs from base 261 to 1379 and encodes 372 amino acids. The transcript has 7 exons.